AUGGAGGAGGAAUCAAACGUGGAAGAUGAAACGAUACCGUACACCGAGGAAGCUACCAUUACAACGAAUGCAGUUGACACAGAUGGGACAAAAGUUAAAGAAAAAAGAUUAAUGAAAGGGCGAAAAUUUCAAAUGGAAGAAUGUAUGGAAGAUAAAUGGACCUGCGAAGAGGAAGCAUUAUGGCGUGCCGGUAGAAAGGAUUUGUACGAAGGAAAAUCAUUUUCGGAAUUGAAAAGUGAAAAAUGGCCUAACAUGUGGCCCUGCGAUAAACGUGAUUUCUUCAAGGAAAUUGAAGAACGUGAAGAAUCGGAGGAAAGGAAAAGGAAGGAUAUAUUUCCUUGCGAUAGCCCAACGAUGAGCAAUGAACGUAUAUUGUCGCGUCAAUUGAAGGAAGAUUUUGCUGGUAGAAAAGAAUUGGGACACGCUAGGAUACCACCUAUUUGUCCUAAAAUUACAAAAGCAUUUAUGGUUGAUCGAGAUGCCGGUGAAAGGCCCGGUCUUGUAGACGGCGAUUACGUUAUAUUCGAGUUUUACUCGAAGAAAAAAGGUCCCAGAGCGUAUGCCGAUGUCUGUCUUCAUGGAUUGAAGGGAAUGCAUCUGAUCGAAUUGGGUUCCCUUAGAAAUCGUGAAAAAACAUGGAAAUUUUGUUUUUACCAAGCGAUCGUUGCUCUACUUGCGAAAACGCAAUUGAGAUAUAAGUACGCAUGGAGCGUGAACAUCGAUUAUAUUUACGACCACGCCUGGAUGCUCUUCACUCAUAUCGGUUCCAUCAAUAUCAAGGACAAACAAAGAUUGGACGAUAUCGUAGUAUAUAAUUACAAGUAUAGCGUUGAAGUCGAAUUGAUUCAAGAAAUGAAGGAUAUAAAAAGGAUAACUACGGUUGAUAAGGAAUACGAAGAACAAAAUUUACGAAGGAAACAAACGUUGAAUAGAAAGGAAUUAAUGAACGUUAAAUUGGAACUCGGUUCGGAAAAAUUAAUCGAUGGAUAUAAACAGCCUGUUCACAAGGAAACGAAACAUAUUGAGGAAUGGUUCGACAAAUUGUCAGUAGAAUAUCGUAAUUGUAUAUUUCGUACAACAAAAUUCUCAUUGGCAUUUUGGCAGGAUGGUAGUUUUUGGUAUUUGUACAAUCCUUAUCGAUGCGACGAGUUUGGUUAUUGGAACGACGAUGGUUACGCCUGUAUCAUGAAGUUUUGUACUAGAAAAUCGUUGAAAAGACAUUUGAUGAUUUUAUUGCUUCGAGCGUAUGUUUAUGAUGUUCCGGAAUCAAAGAUACCAGUUGCUGCUUACAUAGAUCCGACUCAAUCGAGUCAGGAGAAAGAACAAGAGGAAAUUGAGGAAGAGGAGGAAGAGGAAGAAGAGGAAGAAGAAGAAAAAGAAGAAGAAAAAAUACAAGAAGAAAUAAUAGAAACAGUUAUGGAAACAGUUGAGGAAGAAGGACAAGAGAAAGCAAUAGAAAUAGUCGAUGAAAAAAUACAAGAAAUGCAACAAGAAGAAGAAGGACAAGAGAGAGCAAUAGAAAUAGUCGAUGAAAAAAUACAAGAAACGCAACAAGAAGAAGAAGGACAAGAGAAAGCAAUAGAAAUAGUCGAUGAAAAAAUACAAGAAACAUAUUCAAUAUGA
This is a messenger RNA of Vespa mandarinia (Asian giant hornet), 1623 nucleotides long. RefSeq lists its product as uncharacterized. NCBI's taxonomy places the organism in Eukaryota, Metazoa, Arthropoda, Insecta, Hymenoptera, Vespidae. The record is from RefSeq and is a predicted model, not a curated record.